CUGGCCCGGGACGCCGUGCUCAUCACGGGCGGCGGCAGGGGCAUCGGGCGCCACCUGGCCGCGGAGUUUGCCAAGCGAGGAGCCAGAAAGAUCAUCCUGUGGGGUCGAACGGAGAAGUGCCUGAAGGAAACCACAGAGGAGAUCAGGACAAUGGGAACAGAGUGUCAUUACUUCAUUUGCGAUGUGGGAAACAGAGAGGAGGUCUAUCAGCAAGCCAAAGCUGUCCGAGAAAAGGUGGGUGAUAUCACCAUCCUCGUGAACAAUGCUGCCGUGGUUCACGGAAAGAGCCUGAUGGACAGCGACGAUGAUGCGCUGCUCAAAUCACAGCACAUAAACACCCUGGGACAGUUCUGGACCACCAAGGCUUUCCUGCCCCGGAUGCUGGAACUGCAGAACGGACACAUCGUUUGCUUGAAUUCUGUCUUGGCCUUGUCGGCCAUCCCGGGGGCCAUCGACUACUGCACCUCCAAAGCGUCUUCCUUUGCCUUCAUGGAGAGCUUGACCUUGGGGCUGCUUGACUGCCCCGGAGUGAACGCUACCACGGUGCUGCCUUUCCACACCAGCACAGAGAUGUUUCAAGGCAUGAGAAUCAGGUUUCCCAAAUUAUUCCCUCCUCUAAAGCCAGAGACAGUGGCCAGGAGGACAGUGGAAGCCGUUCAGAUGAACCAAGCCCUGCUUCUCCUGCCCUGGACAAUGAACAUCCUUGUCAUCUUGAAAAGCAUUCUCCCACAGUCGGCACUUGAAGAAAUCCACAAGUUUUCUGGAAGCUACACCUGCAUGAACACUUUCAAAGGGCGAACAUAGACCUGGUGAUGCAAGGACUCGUUCUGCAGUCAAGCCAACACAAGCAGCAAAAUCCUGACAAGAUUGUGAAUCAGCCGUCUUGGCUGUUAGCCUGUCCUCUUCGCGUGACUUGUGCUGCUUUGAGGCAAUGCAUUUCUAGCAGGCCAGACCCAUAGUAACACGACCUUUGCACAGGACUUCUGGAAGGAGAAACAAACAAAAAAAAGCGUGAAAUGUUUAUGCAAUGUCUAAUUCUGUAGAAUCUGAUUGUUAAAACUGCUCCUAGGUUUAGGAUUGAAUUGCUGUUUCCAUAAGACCCAGAGACUGCUCCGACCUGGGCGCAGCAUGUCUCGCCUCAUCCUUCCCCCGCUCUGCUCACAGAAACUGGAAGAAGAAUGGGGAUUGAUGUCAGGAAUGGGAGUUUUAAAAAUGACCGUAAAGGGGCAGUAGCUAAGACUUUUUAUGGAGACUUCGCCUUUCCCCUUCCUCGCCGCAUUGGAUGGCUGGUGCUUUUGAACCAUCGAAGCAGCUUGUUCCCCUGACAGCUGAUCCUUCCCCGAAGGGCCACUAAGGAAGCUACUGUGCGCGAAAGGACUGAUCCCGUCUAGCCAAGGACUGCGCACGUUGAAAGGCUGAAGGGGGAAACCCAGAAUGAGGAGUAGAUAGGUAUAGGGUUUGGAAAGGACAGUCUUAAUAAGGCAAGGUCCCUUCAGCCACUAAAAUCAUAUGCAGAAUGUAACGGUUGUGUCUGAAUACUUUUGUUCAUUUAUGGUGAAAUAUAAUUUCCUUUUAGCACUAAUCCCUGAUGUCCAGUCAUUGAGCCAGCGUUGGGUCGGAAAUUGGUUAACCUUAUCCCAACACUUGCUCACGCAGUUCGUUCUUACAGUGAGUCCAACGGAUUGGUGUGCACAGUGAAAUAAGUGGACACGGGAAGGGGAGAGCCACUUUCAGCCAGGGCCUGAUCAAACACACGUGGGAGUCAACUAAACGUUUUCUGCUGAGCUAUAGGGGAGUUUGAUUGGGUCCUAGGUGAGCCAAAAGAGGAAGAAUUCAACAGUGAAUUCAAGAGGAAGAAUUCACAAUCCUGUUGUGACUGAAGUGUCACAGCUCAGCUAAAUAUACAGUGUCAGCAUAUAUAUAUAUUUUUUAUAAUACAGUCUCUUUAACUACCCAGCACAGGCCCAUGCCAGAUCCAAUGUGCAGCACAACACAGUAACGUAUAUGCAAUAUAACAUGA
This is a messenger RNA of Gavialis gangeticus (Gharial), 2020 nucleotides long. RefSeq names its product dehydrogenase/reductase 3 (gene DHRS3). Gene Ontology annotation, molecular function: oxidoreductase activity, acting on the CH-OH group of donors, NAD or NADP as acceptor. The record is from RefSeq and is a predicted model, not a curated record. The coding region runs from base 151 to 804 and encodes 217 amino acids. NCBI's taxonomy places the organism in Eukaryota, Metazoa, Chordata, Crocodylia, Gavialidae. Gene Ontology annotation, cellular component: lipid droplet. The transcript has 6 exons.